AAUAAGAUUACUGGGCUUUAGAAACCUCUCAUGCUAAGUAAUCCUCUAUAAAUCAGAACAAGUCACACCUGCCGCCGCACUUCGGAACUGUAGUUCGAACACUACGCAAGUUUCCUAGUUGUUCUUAUUCUUGUUUAGCCUUUAAAAUGGUGUAUAAUUUUAAAGUGUUCAAGAAAUGUUCUCCCAACGGAAAGCUUACCUUGUAUAUGGCGAAGCGGGACUUCGUGGAUCAUAUAUCGUAUGUAGAACCGAUAGACGGCAUCGUGGUCGUGGAUGAGGAGUACGUUCGAGAUCGUCGCGUGUUCGCUCAGGUGGUGUGCACCUUCAGGUACGGUCGCGAGGAGGACGAGGUGAUGGGCUUGUCCUUCUAUAAGGAACUGUAUCUCGCCUCUGAACAAGUCUAUCCACCGCUUCAGAAACGUCCUUACGAACUCACACGAACACAGGAGCGCUUAGUGAGGAAGCUGGGUCAGUGGGCGCUGCCAUUCCGCUUAACCCUCCCGGCGGGUUCGCCUGGAUCCGUAACGCUACAGCCAGGACUGGAGGAAGAAGGAGAACCCUGCGGAGUUCACUACUACGUAAAGUUGUUUGUGGGAGAAACUGAGAUCGACCGCUCACAUAGGAGGAGCACUGUGGCGCUCGGUAUCCGCAAAGUUCAGUUUGCUCCGGAUAAGCCCGGGCCACAGCCCUGCACCGUCGUCCGAAAGGACUUCGUGCUGUCCCCGGGGCAACUUGAAUUGGAGCUUACUCUAGAUAAACAGCUUUAUAUUCACGGGGAGACAGUUGCAGUGAACAUAAGUAUAAGGAACCACAGCAACAAAGUGGUGAAGAAGAUUAAGGCGAGUAUCCUGCAAUCUGUAGAUAUCGUCCUGUUUCAGAAUGGCCAGUAUCGGAAUGUUGUCACAGGAAUUGAGACACAGGAUGGUUGCCCACUGCAACCAGGAGCCAACAUGCAGAAAGUAGUCCAGCUCCGUCCUACUCUGGGAGCUCUGCGUGACCGCCGUGGACUCGCGCUUGACGCUCAGCUCAAAAGACAGGAGACCACGCUCGCCUCCACCACGCUACUGUUGGACCCCGAGCAUAUGUUCGAACAUCGUCAGUGCAACUCACUUGUAUUUUACUGUUCCAGUCUGUUGGACCCCGAGCAGCGUGAUGCGUUCGGGAUCGUGGUCAGCUACAGCGUCAAGGUCAAACUGUACCUCGGAGCGCUCGGCGGAGAGCUCAGCGCCGAACUGCCCUUCAUACUUAUGCAUCCGAAGGAAGGUCGUACUAAACUAAUCCAGGCAGACAGCGAGGCAGAUGUAGAAAUGUUUAGACAGGACACAGUCAUGCAUCAGGAGAGUGUCGAGGUUUACUAAACGAGGAUCUGAUCUCAUCUAUGCAACACUACACAGGCGAUUAAUAUUUUAACUAGGAAUAUAGAAUAAGCCACCUGCUAUUUAUUUAUUGUAUCCAGUUCACGACACUUGUUUAAAAUUGUCAUAAAGAUGUAAUGAAGUAAAAAAGAUUGCAUUCGUAUAAAAUACUUUUUUAUGUAGUAAGUAGAAAAUGUAUGUGUGUUAUAUUUUUUUAUUUACUCGUCAUAUCUUGUGUUCAAUGGAAUAAAAUUUAAAGAUAA
This is a messenger RNA of Danaus plexippus (monarch butterfly), 1618 nucleotides long. It is a transcript of the gene Arr1, whose product is annotated as arrestin homolog. The record is from RefSeq and is a predicted model, not a curated record. The coding region runs from base 147 to 1358 and encodes 403 amino acids. Gene Ontology annotation, cellular component: cytoplasm. The transcript is spliced from 8 exons. Gene Ontology annotation, biological process: G protein-coupled receptor internalization; signal transduction. Gene Ontology annotation, molecular function: G protein-coupled receptor binding. NCBI's taxonomy places the organism in Eukaryota, Metazoa, Arthropoda, Insecta, Lepidoptera, Nymphalidae.